Molecule: messenger RNA, 900 nt
Organism: Knipowitschia caucasica
Lineage: Eukaryota; Metazoa; Chordata; Actinopteri; Gobiiformes; Gobiidae
Source: the annotation of a GenBank genome assembly
AUGUCGAGUUUUCAUUCAGAAAAUAUACGUAGUUCCAGAGGGUCAGGGAGAGGCUCAGAGGGAGAGGCUCAGAGGGAGAGGCUCAGAGGGAGAGGCUCAGAGGGAGAGGCUCAGAGGGAGAGGCUCAGUGGGAGAGGCUCAGGAGAGGCUCAGAAGGAGAGGCUCAGAAGGAGAGGCUCAGAAGGAGAGGCUCAGAGGGAGAGGCUCAGAGGGAGAGGCUCAGAGGGAGAGGCUCAGAAGGAGAGGCUCAGAAGGAGAGGCUCAGAGGGAGAGGCUCAGAAGGAGAGGUUCAGAAGGAGAGGCUCAGAGGGAGAGGCUCAGAGGGAGAGGCUCAGUGGGAGUGGCUCAGAAGGAGAGGCUCAGAAGGAGAGGCUCAGAAGGAGAGGCUCAGAGGGAGGGGCUCAGAGGGAGAGGCUCAGAGGGAGAGGCUCAGAAGGAGAGGCUCAGAGGGAGAGGCUUAGAAGGAGAGGCUCAGAAGGAGAGGCUCAGAAGGAGAGGCUCAGAGGGAGAGGCUCAGAGGGAGAGGCUCAGAAGGAGAGGCUCAGAGGGAGAGGCUCAGAAGGAGAAGCUCAGAGGGAGAGGCUCAGAAGGAGAGGCUCAGAGGGAGAGGCUCAGAGGGAGAGGCUCAGAAGGAGAAGCUCAGAGGGAGAGGCUCAGAAGGAGAGGCUCAGAGGGAGAGGCUCAGAAGGAGAGGCUCAGAGGGAGAGGCUCAGAGGGAGAGGCUCAGAGGGAGAGGCUCAGAGGGAGAGGCUCAGGGGGAGAGGCUCAGAGGCAAAGGGCUGGUGUGUUGUCACGGUGAUGGGCCUGGACCGAUCUGACAGAGUGGGUCCUACGUCAGACCGGCAAGAGGAGAAGAGCGACACGUGUCUGUAUCUAAAACUACUUUAUAUUCUCUGUUGA